ACCUUUCUUCUUUUGAAACCAACAGAUUCGUCCUGUGAGUCCCUGUCACUUCUGUGAGGACUUGUUUUUUCUGCUGCUGGUCGCCAGGACCUUCUCUCAGGAGGCGUCAUUGGAUGUGAGAGCUGCAGGUAUAAGAGACUUGUCGGAAGCAUGGACCUCAGUGAAACAUGGCCUUUGGAGGAAGGAGCCUGGUUGUCUCAUGCUGGAAUUCAUCAUUUUGCCAACACCAGAGGAGACAAUGACUUUGUGGAAUCCUCUCCCGCGCCUUACAACCCGGAGGAGUUGGGUCCCCCUCCUGCUUGUUACAGCCCCAGUAGUCCCGCCCAGAUUCUAGAAGACCCCAGCUACUUUUUCCCAGACUUCCCGCUCUACUCGGGGAGGCAUGAAGCGCCUGCUUUGACGGUGGAGGCCGGCGGUACCAUCAGGGAGAAAGGUGUUGAGGAUCCUCUUUGUAACUUCCACGCCCCGAACUUCCUGAGGAUCUCAGAGGUGGAAAUGAGAGGUUCCGAGGAUGCGGCAGCUGGAACAGUAUUGCAGCGGCUGAUCCAGGAACAACUGCGCUAUGGCACCCCGACCGAGAACAUGAACUUGCUGGCCAUUCAGCACCAGGCCACAGGGAGUGCAGGACCAGCCCACCCGACAAACAGCUUUUCUUCCUCGGAAAACCUCACCCAAGAAGACCCACAAAUGGUCUACCAGUCGGCACGCCAGGAACCGCAGGGUCAAGAACACCAGGUGGACAACACGGUGAUGGAGAAGCAGGUCCGGUCCACGCAGCCUCAGCAGAACAACGAGGAGCUGCCCACCUACGAGGAGGCCAAAGCGCAGUCCCAGUUCUUCAGGGGGCAGCCGCCGCCGCCGCCGCCGCAGGGGGCCGUGGGUCACGGUUACUACAUGGCGGGGGGCACCAGCCAGAAGGCCCGGACUGAGGGGAGGCCCACGGUGAACCGUGCCAACAGCGGGCAGGCGCAUAAGGACGAGGCGCUGAAGGAACUUAAGCAGGGCCACGUCCGCUCGCUCAGUGAGAGAAUCAUGCAGCUGUCGCUGGAGAGGAAUGGCGUUAAGCAGCACCUCCCUGGCUCAGGGAGUGGCAAGGGGUUCAAGGCGGCAGGGGGGCCCGCCCCAGCCCAGCCUGCAGGUAAAGUGCUGGACCCCCGGGGUCCGCCACCCGAGUACCCCUUCAAGCCCAAGCAAAUGAUGUCCCCGGUCAGCAAGACCCAGGAGCACGGACUUUUCUACAGCGACCAGCACCCUGGCAUGGUCCACGAGAUGGUCAAGCCUUACCCAGCUCCGCAGCCCGCGAGAACGGAAGUGGCCGUCCUGAGGUACCAGCCACCCCCGGAGUAUGGGGUAACGAGCCGCCCAUGCCAGCUUCCUUUCCCGUCAACAGUGCAGCAGCACAGCCCCAUGUCCUCCCAGAACUCCUCGGUCAGCGGGCCUCUGCACUCCACCUCCUUGCCGCUGCCACUCCCGGUGACCCUGGCCGCCCCGCAGCCGCCGCCUGCCGCCUCCCCCAGCCAGCAGCUGGGUCCCGAUGCCUUUGCGAUUGUGGAGCGAGCCCAGCAGAUGGUGGAGAUACUAACAGAGGAGAACCGCGUGCUUCACCAGGAACUUCAGGGUUACUGUGACAACGCUGACAAGCUCCACAAGUUUGAAAAAGAACUUCAGAGGAUUUCGGAAGCCUAUGAGAGUCUGGUCAAGUCCACUGCCAAGCGAGAGUCCCUGGACAAGGCGAUGAGAAACAAACUGGAGGGCGAGAUUCGAAGACUUCAUGACUUCAACAGGGACCUUCGAGAUCGACUGGAGACUGCCAACAGGCAGCUGUCCAGCAGGGAGUAUGACGGCCAUGAAGACAGAGCCGUGGAGGGCCUGUAUGCUUCCCAGAACAAAGAAUUCUUGAAGGAAAAGGAGAAGUUAGAAAUGGAGUUAGCAGCAGUGAGGACUGCAAGCGAGGACCACCGGAGACACAUUGAAAUCCUGGACCAGGCUCUGAGCAAUGCGCAGGCCAGGGUCAUCAAGCUGGAAGAGGAGCUACGAGAGAAGCAAGCCUACGUGGAGAAGGUGGAGAAGCUGCAGCAGGCGCUGACCCAGCUGCAGUCCGCAUGUGAGAAGCGGGAGCAGAUGGAGCGGAGACUUCGGACCUGGCUGGAGCGAGAGCUGGACGCCCUGAGGACCCAGCAGAAACAUGGAAACGGCCCGCCAGCCAGCAUGCUGGAAUACAAUGCCCCGGCCCUCAUGGAACUUGUGAGGGAGAAGGAGGAGCGGAUCCUGGCGCUGGAGGCCGACAUGACCAAGUGGGAGCAGAAGUAUCUGGAAGAGAGCACCAUCCGGCACUUUGCCAUGAACGCCGCAGCCACCGCCGCAGCUGAGAGGGACACCACGAUCAUCAACCACUCGCGGAACGGCAGCUACGGCGAGGCCUCGCUGGAGGCCCACAUCUGGCAGGAGGAGGAGGAGGUGGUGCAGGCCGCCAGGAGGUGUCAGGACAUGGAGUACACCAUUAAAAAUCUCCAUGCCAAGAUCAUCGAGAGGGAUGCCAUGAUUAAGGUCCUUCAGCAGCGAUCCCGCAAAGACGCCGGGAAGGCGGACUCCUCAAGCCUGCGGCCCGCCCGCUCCGUCCCUUCCAUUGCUGCGGCCACCGGGACACACUCCCGCCAGACCUCUCUGACCAGCAGCCAGUUAGCGGAGGAGAAGAAGGAAGAGAGGACCUGGAAGGGGAGCAUAGGGCUGCUGCUGGGGAAGGAGCACCACGAGCACGCCUCCACCCCCGCGCUGCCCGCCCCGCCCGCCACAGCACCGGCCCCAACAGUGUCCGCCACGUCGGCCGGCAGCGCCCACGCCAAGACGGGCAGCAAAGACAGCAGCACCCAGACGGACAAGAGCACCGAACUCUUCUGGCCCAACAUGGCCUCCUUGCCCACCCGCGGCCGGCUGAGUGUGACCCCUUCCAACAGCCCGGUCCUGAAACACCCAGCGGCCAAGGGGACCGCAGAGAAACUGGAGAGCUCUCCUGGCCACGGGAAGUCGCCUGACCACAAAGGCCGCGCCAGCAGCCUGCUGCACAAGCCCGAGUUCCCGGACGCGGAGAUGAUGGAGGUCCUCAUCUAGCGCUGUGUCCCUGAGGAACGUCGUGCCGGGACGGUGACAAGCGGAGGAGGAGAAGGAGCGUGGCCAAGGGAGCGGCACGAGCAAGGAGAGCGAUCGGGAAGGUGGUAGAUGGGAAGCCAGGAAUGAUUGGAACUGAUAAAGAUUUCAGAUUCGUAAGAACACUUUUUAUAAAUGUUUAAAAAAAAAAAAAAAAAACAGGAGACCUACACGAAUGAAGAUGGAGUGAACGCUAUGGAUUUUUAUUGCCUAUGGUGGCAGAGAGACGAUGCAUGUAGGUUUGGAAAUGAAGAAGAAAUAGGAAAUGGAAUUUUCCAAUGUACAGAAAAUGUAUCUCAUGGGGAGGGUCUGUGUACACCCAUUUUCUGGUUAUAAACACAUAAACCUGAACCGGAAUCUUCCUUGGAAUACCCCCCUUCUCCCUGCCCUCUAGCAUCUGUUUAAGAACCUCCUAGAAGUCUCUGGGAGCCCCUCUGGGUGUAAUGAAAUACCACCUGUGCCCCCCGGGGGUGUCCUGUGAAUGUGUGUGGCUGUGACGACGAGAUGAAAUGUGGAGGGGCCACCUUCCGGGCCUCGGCUAAUGACCGGCUUGGUUUGGGUUUUGCAGGAGAUGGUGGGGCUUCCUAGCUUGUGUGGACUCGAGGCGGUGUUUUCUGAACAGAAUGGGAGCGUUUUGAUCUUGGUGCUCAUCCUCCCCGACUUGCCUGACUUCUCUGUCUUUGCUCCGUUUUCUUUCAUUUUAUUCCUCCUCCUCCUCCUCCUCCUCCUCCUCCUCCUCCUCCUCCUCCUCCUCCUCCUCCUCCUCCUCCUCCUUCUUCUUCUUCUUCUUCUUCAUUUUUAAGUGAAACGUGACAGAGUAGGUCUGGGAUUCUCGAGAGCCGUGUCUGAACUGUCAGCAUUCCUGCUGUGUUUCUCAGUGGCCAGCGGGACAGAGCCCUAGGCUGGCCUCCUGGCUGCUGCCUCCCCCGCAGCUGCUACUGUCUUUCUGACUGUGCACUUGGUGAGCUUUGGCGAGGCGGGAGGCCCAGAGCCAGUGUGACCGCUGUGUGAGGAUGAGGAGCGUGGCCCUGGCUUUUUUCUCCCUCACGUCAGCUCUUGCACGGAGCUUGGCGUUCCCGCCUCUUGGCUCUGCAGGGUAAGGCUUUCAGGAUGGCACGCCAGGAAAUGAAUGGCCCUGGACUCGUGGCCUCUGGGCCCGCCCUGUGCGGGUACCCUGUCCCCUUUCUCGGACCUGUGGCUCCUGAGCACGUUCCCCACUCUCCACUCUGCCAUGAACUUGCUUGGCAACCUACAGGUUGGUCUGAUUUUUUAGGCCUGUCUUUUUAACAUGAAAGACAGGACUAUCGUGUUAAAGAGCCAGGAGGGAGGGAGGUGGGGGCCCAUGUCCCUGUGUGUGACGGCCUCCAUCUCACCCCUCGGACGGGAGGCUUUCCUCCCAGAUCCAGGAGGUGCUGGGUCAGAACAGAGGAGCAGCGGCUCCAGCCCUGAGGCCGUUCUCCCGUUCUCCCUCCACGUCCACAUCGGCAGCCAGCGGGACGCUGUUAUUCCAGGUCGUGCGCCUCAUGCUCAGUUCAGGAAAGAGAGGGAGGCCCCGGCUCGAGACCACCUCAGUGAAGCCUGGAGGCAGCCCUGCUCAGGAAAUGUUGCUUGGCUGGCUUACUUGAGGGUUGGUUUUUAGAGUGUAACCUGGGUGGAGGUACAGCCUCCCCAAAAUAAGGAGGUUGAAGGAUGACAAGUGUCGGCUGGAGGGGAGGGAGGAAACCAGUGCUUUGCCCAGAGGGGCCUGGCGUUGGUGUGACCCCCCAGCUGCUCUGCCUGCGCCCUGAGCUUGCGCGUCCUGCCGCCUCCUUUGUCCCCGGUUAAGCACCGCUGAAUAUUGUGCAGCCGGGUAGCCGCAGCGGCCGGGGCGAGGAGCUCCCCAAAUGCCCUGGCGUGUGAGGAGAAGGCACAGAGGCCCCGUAGUGAGGAAAGGGUUGCUGUGCAUGGGGCAGAGGAUCCCCAUUCCAGUCUCUGUUCUCAUCACUUUUUGUGGGUGAUGAGGGUCAGUAGAUGGCAACUGACUCUUAAGGACAUUUUGAUGCCUGAUUAUUGUUGGGAUGCACCAGGAAGGAGAGAAAGUAUCUAGAGAUAGGAAGGCAAGUCGCCUCUGCCAGCCCCAUCCCCACCCAUGUCUGGGCUACUCCAAACUUGGGCAGCUCCCCUGAAAGUGGGUGAGGGCGAGAGCCACAGCCCAGUUUCCCCCAGACCUGGUCUCCGUGCUCUAACGCACCUCACUGGCACUCCUGGCACCAACUGGCACACAUGCCCGUCGUGUUAUUGUCAGAAUGCAAGCAGGGACAUCACCACGUUCCAGUUGCGCUGUGGUCUUUGUGGAUCUGUUUUCUAACCUGCCAAGACUUCCCUAACAAAAGGGACCUACAGCUUUAAGAACUCUUUUAUGGGAGAUUUCCUGCCAGGCCAGGGCCCCUGACACCUCAUCUCUGUAACCCGCUUGAAGCCACGCUGCGUGCUUGUCCUCAGCACCCACUCUAUGUUCUGGGCAGUUUGCAAUAUGUUAUCAUUUGAUUUUUCAGAAGAAAUAAUAGCAUCUCUGGUUUUUAGUGCUGACUGUAUGCUGGCGCCAUGGCAAUACCUUGCAGUGAGUGCAGGCCACCCGGGAGCAGGGCCACGUUUAUUCUCCUUAUUUCACAGGAGGAAACGAGGCGUCAGGGAGGCUGAGUCCCUUCCCAGAGCCUCACAGCCAGGAUUACCCGGAUCUGAACCAUGAAUGUGGAGAGGAGCUGUGCCUUUGUCACAGGCUGGACUGCGUCUGAUGGAGGGAUAAUUACUGUCCUUUGGUGCCACAUCUUGGCCUGCUCUCCCCCACGUCUGUGAUGUGCAUGCGUUUGCGUGUGUGCGUGUGUGUGGUGUGUGUGUGUGUGUGUGUGUGUGUGUAUACGUGCAGCUGCCCCACUCUCAGGAGCUAAGUAACAAGACGAGUGUCCUAGCCGGUUUUGCUCAGUGGGUAGAGCUUCAGCCUGGUGACCAAAGGGCCCCGAGUUUGAUUCCUGUCAAGGGCAUGUACCUUGGUUGCAGGCUCCUCCCCGGCCCAGGCCCUGGUCGGGGCUCAUGCAGGAGGCAACCAAUGGGUGUGUUUCUCUCACAUCAGUGUUUCUCUCUGUCUUUCCCUCUCUCUUCUACUCUCCCUAAAAAUCAAUGGAAAAAUAUCCUCGGGUGAGGAUUUUUAAAAAAAGAAAGAAAGAAAACAGGAGUGGGCCCAGAGCGCCUAGCAUUGCCCAUAAACCCCAGGCAUAGAUGGAGCUCCUUGUGUCCCGUUAUAAGCGUGGCUACACAACCACCUAAGAAGCAUGUGUGCAUUGCGCAGGGUCUGGACUUGGUGGGUGUUCCCCGCGGUGUCUGAUUAUGGAGCUCGCAGGCCUAUCGCAGAAAGGGCAAGGCUUUGACUUUGUGCGAAGACGUGCAGAGCAAUUCUGCUUCCUCCUUGAACGUGGGUGGCAGCUUCUGUGUGCCGCCCGGGGUGCUGCACGGGCUAGGCGGUGCGGCCAGAUUCCAGCAGCUAACUUCAGGGCAUGUGCAUUUUUUCCUCUCGGUGUUGGCUAACGACGGUGUUGAGUUCAGCCGUUCCAAGCAGGCAUGCACGACGGGCCUCUGCCUGGAGACCCAGAGCAGCCGGGCCUCCCUCUGCAGCCCUGCAGGCUUGCUCUCUGGGCUCCUGGGUGCACCUGACUGCACGGGGCUUGGUUCGGAUAUCCAGGCGGUGGCUCCAGAUGAGUUGUGAACAGGAACAGCUCGGGGUUCUGUUGCUCAGGGGAGAGGCUGUCAGGGCGCCCCCUGCAGAGAAGCCCACCUUCCAGAGACCGAUUGGUUCUCCCGGCUUUACCCUCAGCCACCUGGGUCCUCACGGUGCAGUGGCCUUUACACAGCGAGUGCUGCUGGACUGACGAGCUCCCCCGGGCAGCAGCCUUCUGAGCCCGAAGUGAGCACAGCCGUCAGGGGAGGCCCGCUCCCAGGGCGGUGAAGAAUACCUUGGGGUUUAAAAGGCGUCCAGGCAGGGAGCUGGCGCACAUCCUAUGGGGCGCUCUGCUGGGCAAGGAGGUGUGUUUUCCAAAACCAGAGUCCCGCUGCGCCUCGGCACUGGCGCCCGUGGCGCGCGCUUCUGUGCCCUCCGAAUGACCGUGCGCUCCUGAGCGAAGGCGCACACGGUCAUGGCCCGCGGGCGCCCGCAGGGUUCUGAAAUGGUGAAGGCUGUCAGCAGCCAGAGAGCAUCCAGCCCACCGUUGGCUUCUCCCCACCCCAAACCGGAGGCCGUUGUGGUCUAUGCUUUAUAUGUACAUGUUGGUCUCCUUUUCUCCCUUCUGGUUAGUUCAUCAGUGUGCUUAAAGCAUCUUCAUUCAGUGUGAGGAGUGGAAUGGGUUUGCCUCUGACAUGUGGCUCCAUGGGAAGUGGGUGGAGGAAUUAAGAAGAUGCCAAGAAAAAAAAAAAAAGGAAAAAAAGAAGUUGCCAGAAGCUGAUCCGCUGGGAGCAUGGCAAGGUCGGCAUUUCAGUACGUGGAUUUCCUCCGGAACCAACCACCAGUUUCCUUCUCUUCCUUUAAGUGGAAAACCCUUCUCUGGUUUAGUCAUGUAAUGAUGUAUAAAGACACAUGUAUAUGUAGGUGCACACAUGUGAGGUCUGACUGUAAGGUGGUGUGUCGGGUUUCUCUUCUUAAAAUCCAGAAGAUCCAAGUGUUUCACCUUACGCACCCUCCUCAGAAGGCGGCCCUUUGGGCGACACUGUCCUGGUCACGGCCGCGCUGCCCGAGGAGAACUUGGUGUGAACGAACGCUCUGUUGGUAUGGCUUUGGGACCGGCGUGUUCAUGUCAGUGUCCUUACACAUAGAACGCUUCAUGGACUUAGGUUUGGAAGAAAUCCGAGUCAUUCACUCGGUUGGCUAAACAAAGCUGUGUGAUUAAGGUAAGUCACACCAUUUUAGCUUUAAAAAAACACAAGAAAACCCCUAAGAUGUUCCUCGGAGUGAGUCUUUGGACUCCAGGAGCCCCUCAAAGUGACCACUUCUUAGGAGGACAGCCGUCAUGAGUCUGUGUAACUUCUAGUGGAUCCAUUUUUUAAAUCUGUUCUCUCGCCGUGCCUUCUAUGAGCUCCCAUCUCCGCAUACACACAGAUGUGAGCGCGGAGUCAUUGGUUUAAACUCCGGUAGGUGCCCUGUAAAGCCGUGUAUGCUUAGCGCAUGUUAUUGUCAUGUUAUGCUCUGAGCGAGGUGUUUGUCAUGAAACUUUGCUUCGUUGCAGAAUUAAAAUAAUUGUUCUCAAUAUAAUGAAGUACCUAUACCGCAUUUUCUUGUGUCAGCCCCGGAAGCUUUGACGCCCAGUGGUGUGUUUACAUGUGACUUUGCCUAGGAUUCUGUUCACAUCUAGACACCUGCCUGUAAGUAUUUAUUACGAACAGAAUGUAUGCAGAUGUAUCCAUGGUGGUUAUCUUUGCGUGAAGGUGUUUUUUCCCUCUGAGGAGUGAGAGUGGGACCUCCUCCUCCACGAGGCACGCACAGAGCCUGUGGAAUUCUGUGAGAAGGGCGGGUGCCUGCAGCGGCCUCGGCCAGGACUCGGACCGCACCGGUGCCACCGCCUUUCCGUGUGUGUCGCUGUGCUUGGGGGCAGCGUGCUGUGCUCUCCAGCAGACUUAGGUGCGACAGAUGGCAUGUUAGUCUGCCGGUCGGUCCUGACCUGGGUGUCCGGGCUGCACGGCCAGAUGGGUCUGUGUACCGCGUGGGGGGGGGGGGGGGUCCAAGAACACGAGUGUGUCCCCCAGAGAGCGCCGAUACUGUUGGUCAGCCAAAGAUUUUCCUGUUCUUUGCUGCUUAAACUUGUGCCUUAAUAUUGUAUAUAAUAAAAGGAUGAAAUAGCUUUUCUUG
Messenger RNA from Myotis daubentonii (Daubenton's bat), 9013 nucleotides. It is a transcript of the gene AMOTL1, whose product is annotated as angiomotin like 1. Gene Ontology annotation, cellular component: plasma membrane; bicellular tight junction; cytoplasmic vesicle. The record is from RefSeq and is a predicted model, not a curated record. Lineage: Eukaryota; Metazoa; Chordata; Mammalia; Chiroptera; Vespertilionidae. Gene Ontology annotation, biological process: actin cytoskeleton organization; hippo signaling; angiogenesis.